Molecule: messenger RNA, 2257 nt
Organism: Megalobrama amblycephala (Wuchang bream)
Lineage: Eukaryota; Metazoa; Chordata; Actinopteri; Cypriniformes; Xenocyprididae
Gene: lcp2a
Product: lymphocyte cytosolic protein 2a
Exons: 21
Coding region: 296-1852 (518 amino acids)
Biological process (GO): intracellular signal transduction; cell surface receptor protein tyrosine kinase signaling pathway
Molecular function (GO): protein binding
Source: RefSeq, a predicted model, not a curated record
AACAGGAAGUCUAUGGGGAAGUGGAUGUCAUUCUGAGUUUUCAUACAGUGCUCUAGCGAAUCCGGGGUGUUGUUUUUUUUUUUUUUUUUUUUGUAUUCUUUGAAAAUGUUGGUAGAAUUUUGAGUAAUUCUUCCACAACUUUAUUUGAAACUGAGUGAAUCUAUCACUAAGAAAUUGUCUGUUUUGGGUUCUUAUUUGUUUUAUUUUUCGUGGUUUGGCACCGGUCUCCUCGUGUUCUUGGUGGACAUAGCGUCAGACACAGUGUGAAUCCACUGUGAGAGUGGCAAUUUUUUCAAUGCUUGAAGUUAUCUGGAAUUUGAUAUUAAUAAGCAAGUGUAGUAAAUUUGGAACAAUGAGUUUUGAUAGUAUUCCAUCCAAAUCGGAGGUUCUGAGCUGGGAUUCACAUCGGUUAGCAGACUUUCUGAAGAAACGGAAUCUGACUGGAUGUGACAAGGUCAUAACAAGACAUAACAUCAGUGGACAAAGGUUCCUGAGUAUGACUGAAAAUGACCUUCAAAAGUUCCCUAAGCUUCAUGCGCCGAUCAUCUCCAAGAUUUGUCAGGAAAUCAACAAAGAGAAGAAGAGGUUCUUUCCACCUAUUCCAGCAAUAAGGCCAUCACAACCAGUUCCCAGCUUCCCACAACCACCAGCUGACCAAUUUGAGGAUGAAGCGUGGGGCUCUGAAGAGUUUGAAGAUGACGAUGACUACGAGGAUCCUAAUUCAGAAGAUGAUGAUGCUAGCGGUGGAGACUAUGAGUCCCCAGAGGGGUCAGACAGUGAUAAUGGCUAUGAGCCUCCUCCAACUGAGCCUAAAGAAGACACGGCCCAGAUCUGUCCUGCUAAACCCAUGGAAAACAGCGAUUAUAUUGAUAAUAACCGCACACGUGGAGCGAGCAGAAGCCAACCACCUGUGCCACCGGAGCGCCCGGGCCCCGGACCCUCUCUCCCUCCUGUGGAGCGGCCAAGUGCUGGGCAACAUCUGAGAGAAGAGCGGCCCCUAAAAAGACCGCCAGCACCUGCUGUGGACCGCAGCACAAAGCCAGGAACUCUGGAAAGAAACCACCCUCCACCUGUAGCAGGUGGAAGGGGCACUAGCUCGCUUGACAGAGCUAUCCAUCCACCAAGAAGCGGUGCUCCUCUUCCUCUCAGACCCCCUGCAGUGGAGUUGCCAGGAGACCCAAUGAGAAUUCCCAAACCCUCACUUCCUCCAUCAGGGGUGCGCAGAAGUGCCUCCUCCGUAACACCAGGCUACUCUCAAAACAGACAUCUUGACCAAAGAAACGAGUUUCACGAUGACACUGCCAGGCAAAGCUCCAACACAUUUCCAUUGCACGCCAGGAAUCCAUCACCAAGACCGCCAGGAACCCACGGACAGUCUUUUCAAACAGAGAACGUUAACCCCAGUCGAUCACUACCGGCAAAACUGCAGGAGGCAAUGAGCGAUCACCGGAGAAGUGCAAGAGCACCACCACCACCACAGACAGACAUGGGAGGCAUGCAGGACAUGGAUCCAACUUGGUAUGUGGGUCAGAUCACCCGUGGUGAUGCAGAGAGCUGUCUGAGAAGAGUUAACAGGGAUGGGACGUUCCUUGUGCGAGACAGCUCAAAUCGAUCCUCUAACCAGCCUUACACACUCGUGGUCCUGUACCAGGACAAAGUUUACAAUAUUCAGAUCCGCAGAUUCCAAAAUGGCUUCAUGCUAGGCACUGGGAUGAAAUCCUCAGAGACUUUUGAGCGGGUCGGCGACAUUAUCAACCAGCACAAACACACGCCACUCCUUCUUAUUGAUGCUAAGAACCGGGUAUCAAGCCAACAGAACCAGUGUGCUCUGAUUUAUCCUGCUGGAUAUUAAACAUUUAUUCUACAAGACUAAUUUACAGUAACUACUUUUGCCUUUUUUUGUUUUAUGUUUUUUUUUCCAACUCAACGCAAUUCAUAACUGUCAUAAUCUCUCAGGUGUAUGUAAAAAUAUCUCUCUUGUGGUCUGUAAAACAUUGUAAAGUUUUUAAAUGCAUGGCUGCACAUUGCAUAAGACUGAAUAUAUGUUCAUAUUAUAAACAAAAAGAGUAGCCUACUUUAUCACUAUUUUGAUCACUGUUUCUCAAACUAAUCAGUCUUGUCUCUUUUUAUUUGAAUUUUUCCAUUAUAUCCUAUUAAAAUAUUUAGGCCUAUUAUGUUAAAUUUGUGUGAUCAUGAAAUAUGACAUGUAGCCUAUAUUGACAAGACAAUAAAGAUUAUAAUUCUGCAAGGAACGGUA